AUGGCGCUGCCUGACACCUCUGAACUUCCUUGUAUGCACCAUGAUGAUUUUGUUAUGGGUGGAGAGAAAGAGAGAGAGAAGAGUGAGUGGGAAGUACAGAAGGAACAUGAUGGCUAUAAAGGGGAGAGGAAAGCAAGAAGAGGCAGGAAGAUAAAGGAGACAAUUGAGGAGAAUGGGAAGACUGCUUUAGAAAGAGGUACAACAAUCCCUGAUGCUGUAAAACAAACAAUGCAUCCUCCUACAAAAGUUGUCUACAAGGAAUAUCCUGACUCCAACUUUGUCAACUUGAAUCCAGCUCUAGCUGAGCCAGGUCCAAGCACCAUUACCAAUGUUCUCAUCACUGGCCGUCCAGUAGUGAUUCAGCCGUAUCUAUUAAAAUUAGACGCACAUGAAGGCCUUUGA
This is a messenger RNA of Sphenostylis stenocarpa, 402 nucleotides long. NCBI's taxonomy places the organism in Eukaryota, Viridiplantae, Streptophyta, Magnoliopsida, Fabales, Fabaceae. The record is from the annotation of a GenBank genome assembly.